AUGGUAUGGCCUACCAUUGCGGUCAAGCGACCACUGGUGCUCCAAACCUUUAGCUCUAGUGAGAAGAGCCCGGUACUCGGACGAUUUUCUGUCCAGCUCUCGCUGCUUUUCAUGGAGUUGGUGCUGGGCAUGUGCUUCUAUCGACGCGCGGCGUUGUUGAAGGCUAUUGGAGGUGUCGAAGAAUCGGCUAGCAAAACUGUGGAGAUUUCCGGCCCAGAUCGGUCGCACCUAACGAUUGUCGACUUGCCGGGAUGUGGACACGGUGGAGUUGCUCCACAACGGAUGGGGUGCCAUAGCUCCACGCACAACCUACCCGAAGGAAUGCGGGAUCAAGACGAUGUUCGUGUACUACUGGUCAAGGUCAUCUCGAGUGGGGUCAUGCUGCGGAAGACUAAAGCCUAG
Aspergillus pseudoviridinutans is the source of this 402-nucleotide messenger RNA. RefSeq lists its product as uncharacterized. The transcript has a single exon. The coding region runs from base 1 to 402 and encodes 133 amino acids. NCBI's taxonomy places the organism in Eukaryota, Fungi, Ascomycota, Eurotiomycetes, Eurotiales, Aspergillaceae. The record is from RefSeq and is a predicted model, not a curated record.